Messenger RNA from Acanthosepion pharaonis, 618 nucleotides. The record is from the annotation of a GenBank genome assembly. NCBI's taxonomy places the organism in Eukaryota, Metazoa, Mollusca, Cephalopoda, Sepiida, Sepiidae.
AUGGCUACAAGUGAAUUCGAUUUGAAAUAUCUGGCCGACUCUUUGGAGAAAUGUAAACAAGAAGAUGGUACAGUAUCGAUGGAUGACUACCUUGAUGCCUAUGAUCAGAUAUCCAAAUUCCUGCAACUACUUGGAUCCAUCUUCACUUUUGUUGUGUCUGAUGUAAAUGAAAAGAUUCAAAUUUUACGAGAUUACCGUAUGGGGCCUGAUGCAGACCAGUAUGUCACCAUUGAUAAGAUGAUGGGACAUGAGAUUCAGCACCAGUUAACAAAAAAGAAUAAACCAUCUGGCUCAAGGACUUUGCUGCGUUUACACCGGGCAUUUGAAUUUGUCAUGGACUUUAUUCGGGAAAUGAGAUUUGCCAAUGAUGAUGCAAGAAUGUCUGAACUAACAAAAACUUGUUACGACAGAACCCUUGCCAAGUUUCACCCUUGGCUUGUCCGACAAGGUGUCUAUCUUGCUGCCUACACAUUGCCUAGAAUUUCACAGUUUAACGUUAAAAUGAAAAGUAAAGAAGAUGCCAAUUCCCACAUGGACAGAGUGCUUCUGUUUUCCAAACCAGUAUAUGAUACAGUGCAGGAUCUUUACAUCACAAACCAACUUGAUAACUUGCCUUAA